CGGGUCACCGUCACUCGCACUCCGGUUAUACACAUACACACAAUUACGCGUCCCUCUCCUCCCCGCCGGUCAUCAAACGUAACCACUACAGCACUGCCAGUGCCACAACCAUCACCAUCACCGUCACGGCGUCACCAAACCAGCCUGCGCGCCAGCCUCGCCAGUCGCGGUUAGUCCCGCCACAACUUCCCCCCCUACCCACCAAUCACUCAUAGCAUCACAAAUUCACAACAAGAGGUGUCGACGCCGCCGCAGCCGAGUUCAGCCGACGCAUCCCGCCAUCCCCUCGCAAAGCCCACCAUAACAACUAACAAGUAACAAUAUCACUCGUACGGGUGUCCGCCAUAUUUUGCGCGUUUUCGUUACUGGACCGUCUCGGCCAACCGGCCGCACCGCGCGCGUUGUCAUUGUAACGCCGCCGCCGUAACGACGGCAGACAACCGCUCCAAUAAUAUUACGAUUGCUCGUUAAGCGAUUACGCUCAAUCAAUCGAUAACUAACGCCGCUGUGUAGCGCUGUUCCUCGUAUCCGAUGUCUGUUGAGAUACGAACUAUGAACAGUGUCCGACGACGGAGGCAUGACGUGAGCUACGGAACCGCUAGCUCGGCACAUUGACGGGUGGCCGCCGACGGACGUCUCAGCGAUCGGGGACCGUGGAUUCCAGUUAAAUUAGUCAUCAAGAAUCAAAAUCAAAAUGAACGAAGUUAAUAUGACCAAUAAUCAAGAUAUAAGUAUGCAAUCAUGUACUAUAAAUGAUGUAUGCAGAUUAUGUGCAAAUUUUGAUGAAAAUUUGAUAUCAAUAUAUGCUGAUGAAGGAGCAGACCAUAUGUUAGAAAAUAAAAUAAAAACCCAUCUUCCAUUUAUAAAUAUUUCUGAAGAUGAUUUAUUACCUAAAGGAGUAUGUUAUCAUUGUGCGUCUGCUGUGCUUGUAUGGAAUGAGUUAUAUGAUUGCAGCAGUGAGGCAGAUCAAAAACUUAGAAAUAUGUUUGAACUUAAUCCAUUUGACCAAAAUCAGUGCAAGGUGGAUAUUCAAGAUGACGAAAGGUUAAACCCAACAUUAAAAAGCGAAAUAUCUGACAUAAUGUUUGACAGAGAAGUGGAUAACGAUUCUGUGGACGACAAUAUGUACCUGAAUGCAGCUGGUCUCGACGAUGACAUAAAUGGUUUGAUGAAUUGCCAUCGGCUGGAAGACAUUUCGGUGGUGGACGAUUGCAACCUCGUGGUGCCGAAACAAGAGUACCUGGACGUCAUGGGAGGAAACAGCAACCACGUAGAUGUAGUUGACCAUCAACUGUCCACUGAAGCAAACGUCAACUCGGUUUGCGGAGGAGACGAUAUCUCUAAUCACAACGAUUGUGAUGACUUUAAACCACUUAUGGAUUCGAUUAACGUCAAUGACACUGAGGAUGGUGAAAUGGAUGACCUGCAAAAAGAUGGUCACGGAAGCAAUGGAAUCAACUGUGAAAUGGACGAUGAGAACGAAGACGAGGAUGAAGAUGAGGACGAGGACUGCAACCAGCUAAGCAACAUGCAGGUGAGACAGUUGUACUUGAGCAGUUCAUUGGACGGAGCCUCCUUAGAUGAGGACGAACAACAACCGGAGACCAUGUGCCAGAUAUGUGCGACCGUAUUCAAGACCAGGUACAACCUGUUACGGCACUUUCAGAAGCGGCACCCCGAGUUCAAGAUGUUUGAGUGCGAUCUAUGUCGUAUCAGCUUCUCGUCCGUUAAACAAUUCAAGAACCACCUUGAAGAGAAACACUCCAAGAUACACCCCACGAGCACAAUCGACUCAAAGCAAGUGCGUUUCGCGUGUGACGUGUGCGGUAACAUGUACAAGAAUAAGGCAUCUGCUAUGAACCACCUGCUGACGCACACCGCCAAAAAGACUGUGCGCUGCACCCACUGUGACUUCACGUGUUAUACUAAGCAACAGCUAGGCGUGCACCAGACCAAGCACGAUAAGCGGUUCGUGUGCGACAUAUGCCACAAACGGUUCGCACAAAAAUCACAGUUGGACGUGCAUGUCAACGCAGUCCACUACAACCAAAGGCCGUUCUCGUGCGUGCUUUGUAACAAGACGUUCAAGACUAAGGGGUCGCAUGACGCUCACAUGAUUGUGCAUACAGACACCAGAAAUUAUCAGUGCCCGCACUGCGAUAAAAAGUGCCGGAAGCGGUAUGAUUUAACGUUGCACAUCCGGACUCAUACGGGUGAAAAACCGUUUAAGUGCAGUGUGUGUGGACGUGGGUUCGUGCAGAUGUGCGAUACGCGCAAGCAUGAGAUGCUCCACUUUAAGCCGGGCAAACGGAAAAACUUAUUGUUUGAGUCUUCGGAGGUGGGAAUGGCCGACGACGAAUGACAUACGGUGGCAGUGGCAGCGAGCGCGGCUGACGACGAUGAUGGUGAUGACGAUGAUGACACCACCAACAACAACUCAAUUCUAUCACUACUGUCACCACCUACAUCACCUCUCAUCACCAACACAAUGACGCUUAACUGAUAGAUCCCACUGUAUUUUGUUUUUAGAUUAAAUCUUAAUUGUAACAUAUUAUUUUAUAAAUAUUUGUAUAUAGAUAUAUUUUUUGUAUUUUACUGUAUUUUUUUUAUGUUAUACAUUUUUAAAUAACAUUCUUACAAAUUGUAUUAUUUUUAAUUAGUCAAAGUUCCUUUUCCACAACAUUUACAUAGGAACAAGCAAUUAUUAAACCCAGGUGAGUUAGAGAAUUAUAACCUAAGGUUAUUUCUUGUAAACUCAAAUAAAAUAAUUUGUCUGUUUUAAUAUACUUUCAAUUUGAUUUUUCUUCUAAUCACCAAGUUAAGUUGAGUAUUGAAAAGUGCAAAAAUAUGUUAAUAUGUGUAAUUAAGUAUUUUUAUUAUAUCUGUGUAAUGUAUGCAUAUAUUUUAAUGUUGAUAAUGUAUAACACUAUGUAUUAAAAUCUUUACUGAAUUGAAUUUUGUUUGUAAUUUAUAAAAAUAAAUACCUUAAGUACUA
This is a messenger RNA of Metopolophium dirhodum (rose-grain aphid), 2995 nucleotides long. Its product is annotated as zinc finger protein 436-like. Gene Ontology annotation, molecular function: zinc ion binding; DNA-binding transcription factor activity, RNA polymerase II-specific; RNA polymerase II cis-regulatory region sequence-specific DNA binding. Lineage: Eukaryota; Metazoa; Arthropoda; Insecta; Hemiptera; Aphididae. The coding region runs from base 695 to 2362 and encodes 555 amino acids. Gene Ontology annotation, cellular component: nucleus. Gene Ontology annotation, biological process: regulation of transcription by RNA polymerase II. The record is from RefSeq and is a predicted model, not a curated record. The transcript has 5 exons.